This is a messenger RNA of Cladocopium goreaui, 2908 nucleotides long. The record is from the annotation of a GenBank genome assembly. Lineage: Eukaryota; Dinophyceae; Suessiales; Symbiodiniaceae.
AUGGCGGCCUUUGCGAUUUUGUGGUCGCUCGUGGUGUCCCAGGAGGCCUGCGCGGCAGAGCAGUGUGGUUUCAAGGGUGGGUCCAACACUGUGUCUAAAGAUGUGGCCUCCAUGGUCCAACUCAAUGUUGGCCAGUCCUCCAGCAUUAACACGAUGGCCCAACUAAAGAAUGGCGGCUAUUCCUUGGCAGCAACAGGCAUAAGCUGCGAGCAGCACUGCAAUGACAACAGCUGUAAUGCGGCAAUGACCAACAAUGCCACUGAAGCCGACCUGGAAGCCCUGGCUCCUGGGUGCGUGUUUUACACGCUUGAUUCGCGAACUUAUGCUCCUUUCAUCAGCUACCUGUACUCCGCCCGCCCCCUAUGCUACGCAAACGGCGAUACAUCAACUACGUGCGCUGCAACAGCAGAUGAAUACUCCAAACGAGUCUGCUACUGCGGGGCUGGUGGAGGUGGUGAAGGUGAUCCCCAUAUCCACAGCUUGCGGGGAGCCCAUUACACCUUGCUGCAGCAAGGCUUUUUCGUCGCCUGGAACUUCUCCAAGGCUGUGCCAGCAUCAACUGUGCCAAGUGCAGCUCCAGCUCGUGGGUGGCAGCUCCUGGCCGCCUAUGCAGGCCAUCGCUUCACCACGCAAGGCCUGCUGCUUUUGGAUCCCCACUCCGGGCAGUCCAUGGAAAUCACAGCAGAAGACUGCUCUUGGCGUGUCAAGGAGCAGAAAACCCCAUGGCGCAAGGCGCAGGUGGAGUUGCUAUCGGCAGAAGACGGGACGACCAGCCUCCAAGUGAAGAGGCUGCACGAGAAACUGGGCGAAACCAAGAUCUUGAGGUCUGCAAUCCUGUUGCAGAUGGGGUUAGGGUCCGACAUGAAGAACAUCUCAACCCUUGUGGUCCAUUGCAGGCCAAAGCAUCACCUGGACUUCAAGAUAAGCAUGUUCCAGAAGAGCGACAUCGACCAUGUGGGUGGUGAACUUGGAGUGGCUCCAGACGUAGACCACAACUACCACUUCUUGUUCAGCAAACAGGGCAUGAUGCGAAUGAGAGCAGACCAAGAGUUUAAGGCACCUGGAUCGUGGGUGACCUUGGGUGGCAGCCCAGCUGGGGCCGCAUACUUGGAGAAGAAACACCAAACAGGGACAAGUAUGGUGCAGUCGCAGGGUUGCAGUGAUGCUCAGGAGGACGAUGCUAGAGCCAUUUGUUCGAAGCACCUCCAGCAAACGACUCACCCGGAGACGUUUGCUGAUUGUGUGUACGACUUAUGCCAUGGAGGUGAUGAAUCUUUCGCCCAAAGUGCGGCAGCAUUCCUUUCGGAAUCCAGCGCCUGAUAAACUUUAGGCACGAAAGCAAGCCGCCGCAAAUGGCUGGAGUGCUGGGAUGCUGAACGCAAACGCGUGUACGUCCCAAAGAAGAAGUGAAAAGACUACAUUUGCCUGGCCGCAUACGAAACGGGAUGUUUUUGAAUUAAACACAAAGAUUUUUUGAAACGAUGAACAUCAGUAAACGCAUUGUAAACAGGGGGUUGAUGUGACCCUGAUGUGACCCGGUCGCAUCGGCUCGUGCCUUGCGGGAAUACAUGUUUCCAGUCACCUGAUGUGACUAAAGUUGCUGAGAGUACCCAGGACAAACAGUCUGUGCUGAUGCAAAAACGCGUUGGUUUUUUUCCUGCUGCUGAACUUUUGCAAUCUGCAUUCCAAGCUUCACUGCCCGGCUUUCCAACAUCAAACAAACGUAGCAUUCCCAAACUUUCCUGCAAUGGGCAACUUUCGGCAAUCUCGAAAAGAACAAUUCGACUUUUUUGUUCACUUCGACACCCGGUGGCUGAGGUUGAAGUUGAAUGCCAUUAGCCAGGCAUCCGGGCGCGGACGCGGAGGGUCACCCUGUUUUUAGCUUCUUUUUUCCGGUGAAAAAUGGACGACCAACUAAGAAACGAUAUGAAACGAGUGAAUGCACAAGUAUUUAGUGAAUUGGUACUCCUCAUUGUAUCAAAUUGUAUCCGACUCCAUUCUUUUGUUUUCACCAUCGAACCAUCCCCAAGUGCUUCCAAAUGGCACGGCAAUGGUGCUUUUUCAUUGUUUUUUCAGACGUCAAUGUGGAGACGCCAUUGUGUCACCAUUGCAGGUAGGCUACAGAAUCGUUGGAAUGUUGGGAUCCCAAUGACAUGCCCUGUGUCAGUGAAAAGUGACGGGGACAAUCAUUGGCUUAGUAAAUGGGGAUAUUUAACUCAUCUGGUAUAUUUAUGAGUAUUUAUGAGAUUUAUAAUAUGAUACAUUAUGGCAUGUAGAUCUUUAAUGGUGUACACUACAAUAGCUGUUGUUUACCCCGAUCGGAUUUGAGCCAUCCCCAUAUGUAGGAUAUCAAUUCUAAUGGUGAGAGAAUAGGAUUUAAUAGGGCUUGAACCAAGCAAUGUCUGGGAUAUUGUGGGAUGUACAACCAACACCAUGUCUUAGAAUACGGAAAUUACAUCCAUGGAACAUGGCAAUCUAGUGGGGAAAACGGCGCUAAUUGAUGUUAUGGGCAUGUUUAUGGAAAAUAUGAUGAUGAACACCAUUGAAUUACCGGUCUGGCCCAUUUUGCGCAAAGCCGGCUAUCUUUCGAAUCUUGUGGAAAAAAAUAAAUUAAAUACUUUUCUUCAACACAUUCGUCUUGCAUAGACACUGAGAUAUCUCCAUGUUCCUUGAAGAAUCCAACAUAUGCCCUCCGGUAAUCAAGAAUGGCAAUGGAAAGUCCUGAUUUUCUCGAAAUUCCAGCGCGAAACCUCAAUCACAGUAUUUCCCAGCCAUGCUUGAUGACCAGAGGGUAGCCAUGGGUUGUGCAUGGGCCCCUUGCGGCCAGGCGACGAAAAAGAUGCGUGACGACUGCCACUGUCAUCCGUUGAUCAUGAUUCUCCCAUGAUAUCUGCCAUUUAUUUUGAGG